AUGUUGAUGCAUACAAACCCUGGAUCCGUCGUGAAACUGCAUAAAUCAGAAGGUGGCUUCUUCUUGUACGUUUUUGUAUCGUUGGAUGCAUCAAUUAAGGGAUGGGAUUAUUGCAAGCCUAUUGUGGUAGUUAAUGGGAACUUUCUAUCAGCGCGCAGGGGGACCUUAAUCACGGCUUACACGCAAAAUGCAGCUGAAGAUGAUGCAUCUUGGGAGUGGUUCUUUGAAAGGUUCAGGGAUACUUAUGGUGCUAGGGAAGGGGUGUGCAUAGUAUCCGACAUGCAUGAAAGCAUCUUAAAUGCGACUUCGGUUGUGUAUCCAGGAGUGCUUCACUGUGUAUGUAUGUUCCAUUUGUGGAACAACAUAAAGAUGAGUUACACGAAGAAUCAUAUACCUAUCAAGGAACUAUUCUUCGCGUCGGCCAAAGCAUACACGGUAGAAGAAUUUGACCGCCAUAUGGCUGAGAUAAAUAACAUCGAUAAGAGGGUCGGAGAAUACUUGUUAAAUGUUGGAUAUCAUAGAUGGUCACGAGCACAUUCCAAAGUCUUGGGAACCACGAUCAUGUCUUUAAACAUUGAGGAGUCUAUGAAUGCAGCGAACAACUAUGCAAGAGAUUUACCAAUACUGCAUUUGCUGGAAUACAUGAUGAAGUUGGUUCAGGAUUGGCAUCACGCGAACAAGAAAAAUGCAAUAGAGACAUCCACAAAGCUGGCAAAACAAUAUGAAGAUAUCAUGAGGGAAAGUUACAUUGCAUCUCAGAGAAUGACGGUGAAGCCUUCCACCGAUUACUUAUAUACUGUCAUUGAAGAUGAAAAACAAUUUGUGGUGAACCUGGGAGAGAGAACAUGCACUUGCAUAAGGUUUCAAAUAGAUGAAAUGCCGUGUCCGCAUGCUUUGGCAGUUGUCACGUACAGAAGCUUGGAUGCAUAUGAAUACUGCUCUAUCUACUACAACACGGAUUACUUGCUGAAAACGUAUGAAAUACCAGUGUAUCCUGUUUCCGAUGAAAGCACUUGGGACAUUCCUACAGAGAUCUUAGAAGAUGUGGUGCUACCGCCGACAGGUAGAAUUAAACCGGGAAGGCCAAAGAAAUUGAGAAUCCAGUUGUUGCCGGGAUCACAAGCUAAGAGUAUAGUUACUCAACUAGUGACUGGGUCAAUGCUCGCAAAGGAUGCUACUAGGACAACACACUCAAUGCAAGCGAAAUAUAGAGUCAAGCUUCAAACCAAGGUUCAACAACAGUAA
Nicotiana tabacum (common tobacco) is the source of this 1245-nucleotide messenger RNA. RefSeq lists its product as uncharacterized. The record is from RefSeq and is a predicted model, not a curated record. Gene Ontology annotation, molecular function: zinc ion binding. NCBI's taxonomy places the organism in Eukaryota, Viridiplantae, Streptophyta, Magnoliopsida, Solanales, Solanaceae.